Macrosteles quadrilineatus (aster leafhopper) is the source of this 963-nucleotide messenger RNA. RefSeq lists its product as uncharacterized. The transcript has a single exon. Lineage: Eukaryota; Metazoa; Arthropoda; Insecta; Hemiptera; Cicadellidae. The coding region runs from base 1 to 963 and encodes 320 amino acids. The record is from RefSeq and is a predicted model, not a curated record.
AUGCGAUGCAACAAGAGGACCGUCGCUCCAAACUCCUCUCAGACCGUAGCUCCCAACUCCUCUCAGACCGUAGCUCCAAACUCCUCUCAGACCGUAGCUCCCAACUCCUCUCAGACCGUAGCUCUCAACUCCUCUCAGACCGUAGCUCCCAACUCCUCUCAGACCGUAGCUCCCAACUCCUCUCAGACCGUAGCUCCAAACUCCUCUCAGACUGUAGCUCCCAACUCCACCCAGACCGUAGCUCCCAACUCCACCCAGACCGUAGCUCCCAACUCCUCUCAGACCGUAGCUCCCAACUCCUCUCAGACUGUAGCUCCCAACUCCUCUCAGACCGUAGCUCCCAACUCCUCUCAGACCGUAGCUCCCACCUCCUCUCAGACCGUAGCUCCCAACUCCUCUCAGACCGUAGCUCCCAACUCCACCCAGACCGUAGCUCCAAACUCCACCCAGACCGUAGCUCCAAACUCCUCUCAGACCGUAGCUCCCAACUCCACCCAGACCGUAGCUCCAAACUCCUCUCAGACCGUAGCUCCAAACUCCUCUCAGACCGUAGCUCCAAACUCCUCUCAGACCGUAGCUCCCAACUCCUCUCAGACCGUAGCUCCCAACUCCACCCAGACCGUAGCUCCAAACUCCUCUCAGACCGUAGCUCCAAACUCCUCUCAGACCGUAGCUCCCAACUCCUCUCAGACCGUAGCUCCAAACUCCUCUCAGACCGUAGCUCCCAACUCCUCUCAGACCGUAGCUCCCAACUCCUCUCAGACCGUAGCUCCCAACUCCUCUCAGACCGUAGCUCCAAACUCCACCCAGACCGUAGCUCCCAACUCCACCCAGACCGUAGCUCCCAACUCCACCCAGACCGUAGCUCCCAACUCCUCUCAGACCGUAGCUCCCAACUCCUCUCAGACCGCUAGUGUUUAUCCAGAGCAGUUUCUUUGUGAAGCCAUUGUAGGUACUAAAUGA